UUCGUUUGAGGCCGUCGGGAGAUCUGGGAUAGAGCCUCAUUUUGUAACUAGCAUCCAAGCGAGUAGGUUCCUAUAGGAGUGAAGUAUUUGAUAGACACAGGAAAGGAAGCCGUUUCGAAAACGUACUGCAGUCUUUUUGUCCCAGUGCAUAGAAGAUGGUAUCGAGAACUAAAUCCAAAAAGGUGCGCUCCACCCGGAAGUCCAACCCAGCCGUGCGGGCUUUCAAGCGAGGUCCCAGGACUACCGUUGGACGGCUGAGCAAGAGGAGUGUCAUCCAGAAGAGAAGGAAGUCCACUGUCUCCAGCAGGGUGAAGAGGACGUCUGUGAAGGGGAAGCCCAGGAAGUCGGUGGCAUCACGAAAGCCCACUGUCAGGGUCUCAGCGAAGGCCAAGCCCAACAAGCGAAGGAUUCGCAGCAAGAUUGCUGCCCCAAUACCAGAGAAUGAGACCGCGGAGGUAGUUCUGCUCACGGGCUCGCACUCACCCGUACGCAAGAGAGUCGCCAAGACUUCUUCCAAGCCUCUUGCGAAGACCACCAGGUCUAGGCGUGAGCGCGACGGUUCCGUGGUGUUCUUACCUUCGCGGGCUCGCAAAGAUCCCUUCAAGAAGAUCAAGGUUAGCUCGAAGAAGAUGGGAGACUUGUCGCGCGUCUCUGUGAAGAGUUCCAAGGGCAAGCCCAAGCCGAAGGUCAGUGGCCUGAAGAAGCCAGUGGUUCCGGGCAAGCAUCGGGUCGCCAAAUCCAGAACUGCCGUUUCAAGGGUCCUCCAGAAGUGCAAGAGCUCCAAGUCGGUGAGUUCUCCAAAGGCGAAGAGGACGCAGCAGAUGCCGGAGGGGCCUCUUAUUGAAAUCGCACCGCAGGUGGAUCACAUGGAAGCUGAAUCGGCAUCUGGCCCCAAGCGGAAGGAGAGAUUCGCGAAGAAACAUUCCAAGGUGGUGCGCAAGCCUUCAAAACCCAAGUCCUAGACGUUUCACGGCAAAAAGAAUCCCACUGUGACAUGUGAUAUUUUCAAAUUUUCUUUACGUAGUGUGACCAAAUUCAAGUUGUAAGCAUGGAUAUUUUUGCAAUUUUUUUUUACCCAACAGUAAGCUAGGGAGUUUCAAGAAAAAUUCAUAGUUGUCUCGGAUCUCGGAGUGCCGAAUGGAAAUAGCCGCAGGAAGCCCACUUGCCGACUACAACCUACAGGAAGCUUGUGGAAUUUUCAUUUGUUCGCACCCAGCCGUGUCUUUUCACAUACUUUUUGCAGUAUUUUAAGCUUUGGAUAUACAUUAGCUACCGCAAUACAUUUGUGUUUCAAAAUUCA
Molecule: messenger RNA, 1300 nt
Organism: Drosophila ananassae
Lineage: Eukaryota; Metazoa; Arthropoda; Insecta; Diptera; Drosophilidae
Exons: 5
Coding region: 156-962 (268 amino acids)
Source: RefSeq, a predicted model, not a curated record